GUCCCAUUGUGCCCCUGUGAUCCGUUCUGAAGGUUGAUGUCUGACGGCGAGCUCCUGGUUGUGACUCUUGCAUGCCGUCGUCUCCCAUUGUUGUCCCUUGAAACAACCAGGGUAGCAACCAACAAUCGAGGCGAGCAUCCAAACCAAGAUUGAUCUUUCGUUGCAAUUGGCGAUUAAUCCGCAACUAUGUUCCAGCGACUUAAAGGCGCAAUUGAUCGCACCAUCGCCGAGGAGCAAGCGAGACAACAACGGGCUCUCGAGUCGCAAAGGCAGACACCGCCCCCGGGAAGCUCAGGGCCCAGGCGAUCGCGAUCAUCAAGUACCGCAGGGACUCACUCGCCUGCUCGACGACCCCGGCCGACGAAGAAAGCCAGCGAAGACCUCACGUCGAGGGAUGCGACCGCGAAUGGCGAUGGCUCGGCCAACCCGGAUCCCGCUGUCUUUGAGGUGGCUUUUGUGAUUGACGAUAACGACGACACAGCAGGUCCCUCGGGGGUAGCGACACCGUCGGCGGUGGACAAGGAUGCAGCAGCGAAUGAUCUAGGGAAGGGCACAGCACAGGCUCCUGCCGAUGCUCCCCUCAAGGGUGCCGCGAGCACCUCGCAAGCCGGUGACAAUGGAGACGUCAGCAAAGGCACCGCAGAGCAACAAGCGGCCAAGGCUCCGCCAACUGCCCCGCAUGUUGUCUCUGAGUUACCGCCAGAGGUGCGAGCUCGGCUACGGAAGCUCGAAAAGCUGGAGAAGACGUAUCCAGAGCUGCUGCGCUCCUACCGCAUUGCACAUGGCCGUGCAACAUCCAUAGAGCCGUUUGAGAAGGCGCUCAAAGAGAACACGCCGCUCACGUCCAUCAAGGAUCCGGAAGCACUAGUCGAGUACUUGAAUCAGAUCAACCUGAGAGGCGACAUGGUGAUGGAGGAGCUCAAACGCGUUACGGCCGAGAAGGAAGCCUUCAAAAAGAAGGCAAAUGAGGCCGAACAGGAGCUGACGACGUUAAAGGACGAACUCGCGGCUCUGAAAGCCGCGCAAUCCCAGACCUCGCCAAAGGGCCCAGGGCCUAGCGGGGAGUUGGAGGUCACUAACAGAGGAUACAAGUCACCAACGGGGAAGCCCGCAGAUAGCGGAGAGGGGGAGGACUUCUUCUCGUAUGACAGUGAAAUCCCACAGCUCCAAGGUGAACUGCAGAGCAAGACAGAGGAGGUCGAAAAGCUCCAGUCCGAAAUCAAGAAUCUAAGGGAUGAGCUCUCGCUCGCAAAGGAGCACAGCGCUAGUCUGGUCGAGAGCCUCGAGAAUGCCACGCGGGAACUCAGCGAGACUAGAGACGCCGUUGCUGUCAAGACGUCCUUCGAAACGCAGCUUGAGGCUAGAAAUGCAGAGAUUUCGAUGUUGACUGAACGCCUGAACGAGGCACAAUCUAAGCUCAAGGAUCUCGAGGCCCAGGUUGAGAAGGCGAAGGCUGACGCGGCUGAGGAGAUCAAGGAAAAGACAGCCCAGCUCACGACCUCCACCUCUCGAAAUAAAGAGCUGGAGACGGAGCUAGAGAAAGCUGGCCAGGCUGAGUCUUCCCUUGACGGCAAGAUCAAAGGCCUAGCCUCGGAGAUCGAGGCACUGAAGAAGGCCAAGGCGGAAGAUGAAUCAAAGAUCAAGGAGCUUACCGAACAGAUCCACGCAGCACCGCCACCCUCAGCUCCCUCUGCCGGCCCAGCAACAACCCUAGAGAAUAAUUCGCUCGCGCCUCCUGCAGCAGGUGGCGGCAAGAAGAAGAACAGGAAGAAGAAGAAGGGCGGGGCUUCUUCUGCUGCCGCUGCCGCCUCGGAACCCGCCCCAAGCGAGACGUCAACAGCAGCCGACCAAGUCCCUCCAUCGCCAGUGGAGGGCCCUGCAAUCGGAGAGCUGCAGGCCGAACUGGCCCGUCUCGAGGCGGAACUGGCCGAAAAGGACCAACGGAUCGAGAGGCUGUCGAAGCAACGCAAGACCGAAGAAGACUUGCGGGAAGAGAUCGAGAAUCUCCAGGAGAACCUGAUGACUAUCGGUCAAGACCAUGUAGAGGCCAAGGAGCGGAUCAAGGAGCUAGAGGCCGAGAAGAAAGCGCUACAGCAGCGCAUCGCAGAACUCGAAAAGGAGGUGGAAUCUUCCGCAUCAGUCGCCAAGGGCAAUGCCGAACUGCAAAGUGAGCAUGAUUCCCUGAAGCAGGAGUUCGACAACCUGAAGAUGAAGUCGUCGACUCUGCAAUCCGACUUAGCUGCAGCGCAGCAGCUAGCCCAGACUCGGUACAAAGAUCUCACGGAGCUACGAGAAGUCCUCCAGAAAGCCCAGCCCGAGCUGAAGAGCCUGCGGCAAGACUCGGCUGCACUGAAGACGACACGUGAAGAACUCGCUGCCAAGAACUCUGAACUACGCAACCUCGAGAAGCGCGAGAAGGAGCUCAAGAUGGAACUGACGCGGGCACAGCGCCUCGCCUCCGACCGUGAGAGUGAGAUCAAGGUCCUCCACGAGAAGGUCACGCAAGAAACAAACGCGCGGCUCCGUCUAGAAGACGAAAAGCGAAUCGCAGGCCGCGACCUCCGCCGCUCCGAGGCAGAGAAAAUCGAGAUAUCGGCAAGAGAGGAAAAGGCCACCCGCGAGCUACAACGCAUCCAGGAAGAGGCCGCCAGACUACGCCCGCGCAUCCGCGAGCUCGAGGACGAAGCCGCGCGGCUCAAGCGGGAGCAGGACGCGCUCCGCGAGGAAACGGAGCUCAAGACCAGCCAAUACACCAACGCGCAGAACCUGCUCACCAGCAUGCGCGACCAGACGGCCGAGCUCGGCAUCCAGCUCAAGGAGAGCCAGUCGCAGUGCGAGAGCCUGGACGAGGAACUCGCCGAAGCGCGCAAGAUGCUCGGCGAGCGCACGCGCGAGGCCGAGACGAUGCGCCGCCUGCUCGCCGACGUGGACGAGCGCGCCGACAGCAAGGUGCGCGAGAUGCGCGCCAAGAUGGACGCCGUCAUCGAGGAGCGCGACAGGCUCGAGGACGAGACCAGCGCGCUCGCCCGCCGCAGGGCCCGCGAGACGGAGGAGCUGCGCCAGAAGAUCCGCGAUCUGGAGCGCGAGGUCAAGGCCCUCGCGAGCGAGAAGGACGAGCUCGAGCACAAGGAGCGCGAGUGGCGGCGGAGGAGGGAGGAGCUGGAGGCGGACGAGGAACGCGCCGGGACCGAGGUGGCCGAGAUGCGGACGACCGUGUCGAACCUGAGGUCGACGCUGGAUGCGUCGGAGCAGCAGGUCCGGGACACGGAGCGGAAGAAUUCCGAGCUGCGCAGGGCGCUCGAUGAUUACCGGCUGCGCUAUGACAAGCUCGCCAAGGAGGCCAAGACGCUGCAGACCAAGUUGUCCUCGCCGGCCGUGGCAAGCUCCGGAAGGAGCUCGAUGGAGUCGACCCGGUCCGCCAGCACCAUCAACGGAUCCGCAGCCGGCAACAACCAGGACGCCAUGUACCUGAAGACGAUCCUGCUCCAGUUCUUGGAACAGAAGGACAACAGGCUUCGGGCGCAGCUGGUGCCGGUGCUGGGGAAGCUGCUCAAGUUCGACAAGUCGGACGAGCAGAAAUGGCUUGCUGCCAUCCAGCACAUCCAAAGCCGGUAGGCAAAUUGGCCUUUGCAUGGAUAAAACUCUAUACUAGGUAGUUAGUACUAGAGCGGGUUGGCUCGGAAGAUGCCACCGGUAUGGCAUUGUACGGUAUAUGAACAGGUCAUGACUCCAGGGCAUAGCCGUGAUCGGAGGACUGAGUUGGCUUUUGCGGCAUGUAAUGAAUAGAACAGCAUG
Molecule: messenger RNA, 3795 nt
Organism: Chaetomium strumarium
Lineage: Eukaryota; Fungi; Ascomycota; Sordariomycetes; Sordariales; Chaetomiaceae
Exons: 3
Coding region: 187-3615 (1142 amino acids)
Source: RefSeq, a predicted model, not a curated record